This is a messenger RNA of Saccostrea cuccullata (small rock oyster), 843 nucleotides long. Its product is annotated as probable cytochrome P450 49a1. Lineage: Eukaryota; Metazoa; Mollusca; Bivalvia; Ostreida; Ostreidae. Gene Ontology annotation, molecular function: oxidoreductase activity, acting on paired donors, with incorporation or reduction of molecular oxygen; heme binding; iron ion binding. The transcript has 6 exons. The coding region runs from base 1 to 801 and encodes 266 amino acids. The record is from RefSeq and is a predicted model, not a curated record.
AUGCUUUGCUUCAAUAGACGUCUUGGAUGUCUACAUGACAAACCUGUGAUUAACAUUACCCUUUUGGAAGAUUUAUUUGAUGCCAUAGACCGGGAUUUGAAGAGUAUUGGUAUAAAACCCUAUCGUUUCUUCAACACACCCCUGUACAGGAAAUUUAAGAAAGGAGCUGACCAUAUUCAUAGCAUUUGUCAAACCGAAAUCAAAAGUGCCUUGAAAAAGCUAGAAACUGCAGAACGGGACGGAAAUCUGGAGGAAUAUCUCCAGGAACCGAAUUUGCUGUAUUCCUUACUCAGCCACCCUAAAAUGACCCCUCGAGCUGUGGACAGAACACUUCUAGAUUUGUUUAUUGGUGGCGUCGAAUCAACUUCCAACACUUUGAUCUAUGUACCAACAUCACCGGGGAUGUAUCGGUGUUUUGAUAACGAUGUUGUUGUUGGGGGAUAUCACAUUCCUGCUGGGACAGAAAUUGUUGUUUGUUUGCUUGGGAUGUGCGAGGACCCUCAUUUUUUCAAAAGUCCUGAGAUAUUCCUUCCAGAAAGAUUUGUCCGAGAUGACAACACUCUAACAGAGGAAUACAAAUACACCAAUCCGUUCGCCAUUCUUCCGUUCGGGUUUGGUCCAAGAAGUUGUAUUGGUCAACGAUUUGCAGAAACUGAGAUUCAUAUUCUCACUGCAAAGAUUUUCCAGCGUUUAGAAGCUUCUCUUCCUCCGGGAACAGAUUCAGUUAUGGAGUAUAAAUACCGAACAUUUGCAACACCUAAACAUGCAGUACCGCUAAUGCUUAGUCCUAGGAAGAAUUAGAUUUCAUAUCUUAGAGAGAAAGAUAGAUACAGAAGUGUAUUC